AUGGGUAUGUUCACGGAGCUCCCAGAGGAAUUCAAGGAGGUGGACGUGAUCAUUGUCGGAGGGGGGACGGCGGGAUGUGUGCUCUCUUCUCGUCUCGCCGAAGCUGACCCAAGCCUUUCAAUUCUCGUUAUCGAGCUGGGUAUGAACAACUACAAUGUGCCCCAAGUCGUCCAGCCCGCCCUAUUCCCGCUGAAUCUCGACCCCGGCAGCAAAUACACCCUCUUCUGGAAAGGCAAUAGGGCACCACAGCUGGCAGAUAGGGAGCCUAUUGUGCCUUCGGGGAACACUUUGGGUGGUGGCAGUUCUAUAAACUGGAUGGUCUACACUCGGGCUCAAAGAUCUGACUUGGAGUCAUGGAAGACGCCCGGUUGGUCGUCCAAAGAGCUGUUGCCAUUCCUGAAGAAGUUCGAAACCUAUCAUGGCCGAGGUGAAAAGGAGCUGCAUGGCGAUAGCGGUCCUAUCAACAUCUCAAGCGGUACUUUCCGAGCCACCCGAGCCGAGAACGAAUUCAUUGACGCUGCGGCGAAGAUGGGCUACCGUGAGCUGAAGGACUUACAGAACCUUGACUCCAAUAAUGGUACCGAGCGCUGGCUACGUUACGUUGGCCCAGACGGACGACGCCAGGAUGCCGCGCACAGGUUUCUUCACCCAAAGCUGCAGAGCGGUCACUAUCCCAACUUGCACGUCCUCACAGAAAACCAAGUUGUGAGAAUCCUUCUGGACGACAACAAAAGAGCGGUUGGAGUGGAGUACAGGCCCAAUCCCAAAUUCCAAGCUGCUGCUCGCGGGAAGGCUCUGCUGACUGCCCGCGCUUCGAAGCUGGUGGUUGUCUCGGCCGGCGCCAAUGCUACGCCACUGAUUCUUGAGCGAUCGGGGAUUGGUGACUCACAGAUUCUCAAACGCGCCGGGGUUCCUGUUAUCGAGGACCUGCCUGGUGUGGGGAACGAUUACCAGGAUCAUCACCUGACCCUAUACACCUAUCGAACCAGCUUAACGCCCAACGAGACGAUUAAUGCCUUCGCUGACGGGCGACUGAAUGUGCAGGAAGAGAUCAGGAAGAACAAUAAGCAGCUGGGCUGGAACUCGAUGGAUGCCUCUGGCAAGUUUCGUCCCACCGAGGCUGAAGUCGAAGCGCUCGGGCCCGACUUUAAGAGGGCGUGGGAUCGCGACUUCAAGAAUUCACCCGAUAGGCCCCUGAUGAUCAUUGCCAUGUACUUGAGCUUCUUCGGUGAUCAUUCCACGUUGCCGGACAACUCGGAGUAUGUCUCUAUGGCCAACUGGACGGCAUAUCCCUAUUCGCGUGGGCAUAUCCACAUCACAGGACCGAAUGUCUCUGAUCCCAUUGACUUCGACGUUGGCUACUUGAAAGACCCCAAUGACAUUGAUGUCAAGAAGCAUAUAUGGGCGUACAAGAUCCAGCGCGAGAUCUUCCGUCGCAUGAAUAUCUUUCGCGGCGAGUUGGCAGCAGACCACCCCAAAUUUCCUCCGGGCUCUAAGGCCGCCGUCGUCGAGACGGCGGAUGGUCCUGUCGCCGACGAUGCAAAACGCGUCCAGUACACUCCCGAGGACGACAAGGCCAUCGAAGAGAAUAUCCGCAAGAUCGUCACUACAACUUGGCACUCAUUGGGAACCUGCAAGAUGGCGCCAAGAGAACAAAAGGGUGUCGUGGAUGCCAACCUGAGCGUGUAUGGCACCAAGGGCUUGAAGCUCGCGGAUCUGAGCAUUGUGCCUGAGAAUGUCGGCGCAAACACGAAUAACACUGCUCUGUUGGUUGGAGAGAAGGCAGCUGACAUCAUUAUCCGAGAAUUGGGUCUAGGUGGGAAAACCAGGGGACGCGAUGCUGGGGGAUACUCGAGAGAGAACCUCAAUAUUGCCCGACUUUGA
Fonsecaea nubica is the source of this 1884-nucleotide messenger RNA. RefSeq lists its product as hypothetical. NCBI's taxonomy places the organism in Eukaryota, Fungi, Ascomycota, Eurotiomycetes, Chaetothyriales, Herpotrichiellaceae. Gene Ontology annotation, molecular function: flavin adenine dinucleotide binding; oxidoreductase activity, acting on CH-OH group of donors. The transcript is spliced from 4 exons. Bases 1 to 1884 code for a protein of 627 amino acids. The record is from RefSeq and is a predicted model, not a curated record.